Molecule: messenger RNA, 1878 nt
Organism: Vicia villosa (hairy vetch)
Lineage: Eukaryota; Viridiplantae; Streptophyta; Magnoliopsida; Fabales; Fabaceae
Exons: 14
Coding region: 1-1878 (625 amino acids)
Source: RefSeq, a predicted model, not a curated record
AUGUCUCGCCCAAUUGAGCCAUUGAAAGAGAUCAAUGAUUCAAAAGAUUUGUGGAAGAUCGCUGUUAGGUGCAAACAUCUGUGGACUGUCACAAGUUCUUCAAACAAAGAACACAUGGAGAUGGUUUUGGUUGAUUCUAAGCGUGAUAUGAUUCAGGUUGUUGUCCCUGCUUAUUUGCUUUCGAAAUUCAAAUCUGAAAUUGAAACAGGAAACUCUUAUAUCAUGCAAAAUUUUAAAGUUGGGAAGAAUGAUUUUGCUUUUAAGUCGACAAAUCAUACAUACAAAUUGGUUUUUUGUGGGUCAACUUCUGUUAAGAAAGCAGAAUUUCCUGAUAUCCCUCAUAACUACCUUAACAUUAUUGGUUUGAAUUCCAUAGUUGAAGGAAGGUUUCAAUCAAAUUUGUUGGUUGAUUUGAUUGGAGGAAUCACUGAUAUCACUCAAACCCAAGUUAACGGUGACAACAACAAGAACAGAAUAGUUUUUUCAAUUGUAGAUGCCAGCAAAACAGUUGUACAAUGUACUCUUUGGGGGCAACUUACAGUUCAGCUAUAUGAGUAUUAUAAGAAUAAUAAGCAAGCCUCUGAUAUUUUCAUUGUGCUAAUCAAUGCAAGGGUUAAAGAGGCUCAAGGAGGAUUUCCAGUUAGUGUUUCCAACACAUGGAAUGGAACGAAACUGUUGAUUAAUGACCCUGCUAUUGAGGAAGUCAAGAACUUGGUUGAUUUGCCUUUGUUAUCAUCUUCAACUGUACAAGUUGAGGCAAUGCAAAACUCAUUUUAUUCUGACUAUGACAAGUUUGUUUGGAAGGCUGAAAUAAUGAGUCUCUCUGAAAUAACAAAUCUGCAACAUGAAACAACCUGUGUUACCGUUGCUACCCUCGAUAAGUUUGAUGCUGGGCAGAUGGGAUGGUAUAAGCUUGAUAUAAAGGCUGUUGACGGCAGUUCGAAGGCAAAGUUCGUCUUUUGGGACACAAACUGCGUGAAGUUGAUUGGGAAGUCUGCUCUUCAAAUGAAGAUGGAUUUAACUCAGUCUGGUGAUUACGAUCCACUUGAAUUCCCUUACGAACUUGACUCAAUACUAAAAAAUGAAUUGGCAAUUAGAGCUGUUUAUCAGCCCAAAAAUAGUCGACUUUCAGUGAUUGGCUUCAAAACUGAUGAAGAUGUGCGUAAUAAAAUUAAGGACAGUUUCAAAUUUGAAGAGACCUCAAAACUUCGAGCACCAGAACCUCUGUCCCAGGAUGAUAUGAAUUGCAUUUCUGAACCUGUAUCUGCAUCUGCAGAAAAUGACCUGACCAUUGAAAAUUCAGGACUCACUCCAUGUAAGAGAAUUAUAAAUGAUGCAAUAGAAGAUAAUGAUAGUGUACAACAAUCAUCAACCAAGAUGGCCAGAGAUAUUAAAAAGGAGAAAUAUUUUAAAGGUGAUUUUUCAAAGUUGUCAAAUUCAAGUGUGCAAGUUACUGCAUCCCAAAAGUCAUACUACUCAGACUUUGAUAAAUUUGAAACUACAUGUUUAACUGUUGCGACUCUAUGUAAAUUAGAUGUUGGCAAAGCUGGAUGGUAUUACGAUGUAUUUGUUGAAUGCAUAAAAAGUGUGACUCCGGGGGAUGGAAAGCUUGAAUGCUAUGCAAAACACAUAAAUCCACGUCCCGUGCCCAGUGUUAAUUCUCAUGAGCCUACAUCUAGGCUUCGCAUAAUGGAACCUUCAUCGCCGGACGAUUUCCCAAGUGUUUCGGAACCUCUGUCUGUCUCAGCCGAUUAUGAUCCUUCUGUCUCGAAUACUAAACUGAAACCUGCUAAGGGAAUUUUAAGUGAUGCUGUUGAGGAAAUUGAAGGUGUCCAGCUUUCUUCGACAAAGUUAAUCAAAGAUAUCAAGAAGGAGUGA